AUUCACCUAUAUAAGUAGUUAUGUACUUUUUUUUUGACACCAACUCUGACUUUGCAGAACGAAAGAUAUCACGCUAACAUGUACUUUGCUUUGACAAUUUUGCUGCUCUUUAUGACAUUUUCCGAAUCGCAACAGUUGCGGUAUCAAGGUUCUGCAAUCAGUGAAAAUGGCCGAACAAUUGGAAGAAACUUAUACUUUCAAGAUCCCGCUUUCUAUUUGCAUGCAAAUCGAUAUUUUCGUCAUCCAGGAGGAGAAGUCCGAUCCUUGGAUCGUUUAGGCGGAGGUGAAGUAUUAAGAUCUCUAGAUAGUUUGAAUGGAGGAAUUGUCUUGAAAUAUGCCGAAGAUCAGAGUCCGAAUGAUUGGAACAACCCCGAAACACCAAAUUUGGUCCCACCAAGAGCAUUAGAUAGAUUGAGCGGAGGCGAAGUUUUGAAAUUGCCGAAAAGAAAUCUUGAUACUCUCAGCGGUAUGACAUUUGGGGAAUCGAAACGUUUCGAUAGUUUGAGUGGAGCAACCUUUGGUCAAGAGAAAAGGGACUUUGAUGAAAUUGAUCGAGUGGGCUUUAAUCAAUUUUCAAAAAGGAAACAAGAUUUCAAUAAGAAGAACUUCGAUGAAAUUGAUCAUACAGGUUUCGGAGGAUUUGUAAAAAGAGACAUAUGA
Molecule: messenger RNA, 660 nt
Organism: Centruroides sculpturatus (bark scorpion)
Lineage: Eukaryota; Metazoa; Arthropoda; Arachnida; Scorpiones; Buthidae
Product: orcokinin peptides type A-like
Exons: 2
Coding region: 79-660 (193 amino acids)
Source: RefSeq, a predicted model, not a curated record